Aspergillus caelatus is the source of this 930-nucleotide messenger RNA. Its product is annotated as basic secretory family protein. The transcript has 2 exons. NCBI's taxonomy places the organism in Eukaryota, Fungi, Ascomycota, Eurotiomycetes, Eurotiales, Aspergillaceae. The record is from RefSeq and is a predicted model, not a curated record. The coding region runs from base 1 to 930 and encodes 309 amino acids.
AUGCGUCAUGUUAAGAAAGAGAUGUCACCUGUCGACUCUCUCCCCACCGCCAUCUCCCCAGCCGACCCUAGUCCAAACAAACGGUCCACUGGGCCCCCGAAACCCAAGCUUCGUCUCCAGAUCAACGAUCUACGUCACUCCGGUUCUAAUGCCUUCUUACUCCUCGUCCCUGACAUUGCAUCUACUAUCGAUAAAGCUCUAGCUGAUAUUAUCGACAACCUCUACACCCCACCCCAUCCCCAAGAUGAACCGCACGUCGUCACCACAGCCAAGGCCCCAACCCCAACCUUCACACCCUCCAUUCCGCCAACCCGAUCCGUAACCUUCUUUCUCCGUGACAUUGGCGGUGUAGCCUACACGACCGGUAUGGAGCUGGACGAUGACCACAAGGAGAUUCACCUGUCUCUCCAGUAUAUCCUUACCGCCAUGAAGCUGCCCGAUCCAAGAGCCGAGAUAGUCGGUGUUCUUACCCAUGAGCUGGUCCACUGCUACCAGCAUACGGCACCCCGCCAGGACAAUGCCUCUGUGCCACGGCCGCCCGGGGGCUUGAUCGAGGGCAUCGCGGAUUUUGUGCGUCUCAAAGCUGGCUUCGUGCCGCCGCACUGGAAACGGCCGGCGUCUGCCCAGGAGAGAGCUGAGAAAUGGGAUCAGGGUUAUCAGCAUACAGCAUUCUUCCUGGAGUGGCUGGAGGAUGUGCGGAUUGGGAAAGGCGCAGUUGGAAUGUUGAACGACCGGCUAUUGCGGGUUGGAUAUAUUGGUGAGAGCGAGACGCUGGACAACGGACGCCCCGGCUUUUGGAAGAAUCUGUUUGGGUCGGGGGUCGAUGAACUUUGGGACGACUACGGCAGAUACCUUGAUAAACAUGGCCGGAUGAACACGGAACGAAGCGGUGGGAAUUGGGAGGAUGAGAUUGUCAACCCCCCUGAGUGA